AUGACUUCACUGACAACCACGGAUCGAUCAAUUGACCAGACGGCGGAAGCGGGUUUUGGUCUCUACCCGACCACGCCACCUACCCCACCGAUAGUGCUGUCUCGGGUAAUCAGUAGUCGCCGUGUCGGCGAGGGGAGCUCCGAAGAGGACUAUGCGAAGAGGUCACUGAACCUGUCUCAACUUCAUCAGUGGUACGCAAAUGUUUCGGAGCCCAUCCAGGAGGGUGCCACUCAGGACUGGUAG
Messenger RNA from Aspergillus viridinutans, 243 nucleotides. RefSeq lists its product as uncharacterized. The transcript is spliced from 2 exons. The coding region runs from base 1 to 243 and encodes 80 amino acids. The record is from RefSeq and is a predicted model, not a curated record. NCBI's taxonomy places the organism in Eukaryota, Fungi, Ascomycota, Eurotiomycetes, Eurotiales, Aspergillaceae.